AUGAAGACCCUAACAGUCGCCUUCGUGGCAUUGCUGGCCGCCUCCAACGUCUGGGCCGCCCCCGACACGCCCACCAGGGUUCUCCGCGAUGAGGGCGGCACCAAGGUCGCACGCCAGGCAAAGGGCAAGCAGAGCCCAUCCGAGUUUCCUCUGGAAGGCGCCCCCAAGUCACAGGGCUGCUACUCGUCCGUGGGCAACAUGACCCUCCACAAGGCCGUCGACAAGAUGUCGUCGGGCACCUGCAACCAGGCCUGCAAAGACGACAAGUUCUGGGUGUCCGGCCUCAAGGGCUCCAGCUGCUACUGCGGCUUUGCCCUCCCGCCCAAGGGCGACCUCGUCGACGACAAGAAGUGCAACUAUCCUUGUCCGUGGUACGACCCGGAGGCCUGCGGUGGACUGGGCACCCCCGGCUUCUUUUCAACAUUCAACCUUGGCAUCAACAUCGAGGCCACCAACCUGCAGUCUUCGUCCUCGUCCACCUCGAAGCCGACCAGCUCCUCGACUGCCGGUGAUGAGACGCCCUCGGCCCCCGUUGUCACCGAGACGGAAGCUGCGUCGCAGACGCCCGACUCUGACAGCAAGAGCAAACCCAACACAGCCGGCAUCGCCGCCGGCGUCGUCGUGGGUGUUGUGGGCGUCGCCGCCAUCAUCGGCGGCAUCUUCUUCUUCGUCCGCCGGAGACGUAACGCGGAGAUUGAGGAGGACCACCGCCGCAAUGCCGCCGUCAACGCGUUCAUCAACGGCUCGAAGCCGCCCGGCAGCAGCGGCAGCAUCUCCAUGACCGAUGCCCGCCUCGACCCCGUCAUGGCUCACCGGAGAAUGAGCGACGGCAGCAUCGCCGACAACGAGGACUAUUCCCGCAGGAUCCUUCGGGUAACCAACGCAUGA
This is a messenger RNA of Purpureocillium lilacinum, 888 nucleotides long. RefSeq lists its product as uncharacterized. The record is from RefSeq and is a predicted model, not a curated record. Lineage: Eukaryota; Fungi; Ascomycota; Sordariomycetes; Hypocreales; Ophiocordycipitaceae.